Molecule: messenger RNA, 3426 nt
Organism: Sus scrofa (pig)
Lineage: Eukaryota; Metazoa; Chordata; Mammalia; Artiodactyla; Suidae
Gene: TEX11
Product: testis expressed 11
Biological process (GO): meiotic cell cycle; male meiosis chromosome segregation; synaptonemal complex assembly
Cellular component (GO): central element
Molecular function (GO): protein binding
Source: RefSeq, a predicted model, not a curated record
CCGAGAGAUAUUAAAAAUGGACGAUAUUGAUUUUCGUUUCAUGGACUUUAAAGAAAUUAUUGAAAACCUAAUUGUAAACUACAGUUCACCUAGCAUACCUGAAGCAAUUGAUAGACUCUUCUCGGACAUAGCAAAUAUCAACAGGGAGUCUAUUGCUGAAAUGCAGGAUGCUCAGGUUGAAGAAAUGGCAGUAAAUCUGUGGAACUGGACAGUUACCAGAGUAGGUUUGCUUAUAAGUGAAGAGCAGAAAGUUAAAUUACGGCAUGUUGCUUGCAGGUUGAUGUGUAUGUGUGAAGGAUCAGUAGCUUCAGAAGAAGCUAUUCGAAGACAAAUUUUGAUGAAUGUGAAAACAGGAAAAGGGUGGGUGGAUGUUGGAAAUGCUGUGAUCGCUGAUGAAUUUUUUCAAGCUGCCAUGGCUGGUCUGGAACAAUUAUAUGUCAGAUUAAUGCAGAGGAGCUCUACUGAGGCCCAUGUGACUAUGCAGAAGAUUGCUGUGGAGAGGGACCUUUUGAAAGUGCUUUCUUACCAAGCAGAGUCAGCAAUUGCUCAAGAGGAUUUUCAAAAAGCUUCUGCAUAUAUACUGCGCUGUAAAGAUAUGUUGAUGAGGCUCCCCCAAAUGACUGAAUAUCUUCACAGUCUCUGUUACAACUUUGGAAUAGAAACCUACAAGAAUAAUAAAUAUGAAGAAAGUUCUUUCUGGCUUAGCCAAAGCUAUGAUAUUGGGAAGAUGGAUAAGAAUUCUGUUGAGCCAGAAAUGCUGGCUAAAGUUCUGCGGUUACUAGCCACUGCUUAUUUGGAUUGGGACGACAGAGCAUAUUAUGAUAAGGCGCUCCAUGCUAUAAACCUAGCAAACAAGGAACAUUUAAGUCCAGCGGGACUUUUCUUAAGGAUGAAAAUACUCUUGAAGGGCGAAACACCUAAUGAAGAACUUCAUGAAGCCAUCAUGGAAAUACUACAUCUUGAUGUGUCUUUAGACUUCUGUCUGAAAGUUGCUAAACUGCUGAUGGAUCAUGAAAGAGAAUCUGUUGGGUUUAAUUUCCUGAAGAUUAUCUGUGAACAUUUUAAGUCAUCGGAAAAUAUCGGUAAAGCUUGGCUGCUUCACAUUGACAUGCUUUUACAAAGGAAAGAAGAAUUGCUUGCCAAGGGGAAGAUUGAAGAAAUCAUUAUAGGUCACCAAACAGGAAGACAACUGACAACAGAAUUAGUAGGUUGUUUACACAACAUUCUGUGGAAAAAAGCUGCCAGAAGUUUUGAGGUACAAAACUAUGCUGAUGCUCUACACUGGUACUAUUAUUCUCUGAGACUUUAUGCAUCUGAUCAAACGGAUCUGGACUUGGCCAAGCUGCAGAGGAACAUGGCUUCUUGUUACCUGCAUUUGGAACAAUUUGAUAAGGCUAAAGAAGCAGUGACAGAAGCAGAACGAUGUGACCCUACAAAUAUUUUCACUCAAUUUUAUGUAUUCAAGAUUGCAGUCCUAGAAGGCAGCUCUGACAGAGCUUUGCAAGCAAUUACUGCUUUAGAGAAUAUACUAACAACUACAGAACAAGAAGAGAAUGAUGUACUUACAGAUAGAGGUUCUGCUGUCAUGGUCCUUACUUUAGCUGCCCAGUUUGCUCUAGAGAAUGAACUACAAAUUGUGGCAGGAAAAGCUUUGGAAUGUUUAGCUCAGUAUUCAGAAGACCCACAACAAGUCCUUACAGCUUUAAAGUGUUUGUGUCGUCUUAUUCUUCCAGGAGUUUCUCAAAUGACAGACUCUGAAAACAAAAAGAAGGAAAUGGAUAGACUUUUGACUUGCUUAAAUACAGCACUCCUGAAACUUGGUCAGUGUUUUGAUAGAAGAGCUUUGCCUUCAGACUCAAGGACUAAUGAAGCUCAUUGGUUUCGAAAAAUAGCUUGGAACUUGGCUGUGCAAUGUGACAAAGACCCAGUGACAAUGAGAGAGUUUUUCAUACUUUCUUAUAAGCUGUCCCAGUUUUGUCCUUCAGAUCAAGUAAUUUUGAUUGCACAGAAAACAUGUUUACUUAUGGCAGCUGCAGUGGAUCUAGAGCAAGGGAGAAGAGCUUCAACAACUUUUGAACAGACCAAGUUCCUGAGUCGUGCACUUGAGCAGAUCCAUAAAUGCAGAGAUGUCUGGAAUCUCCUGAAAGAAACAGGAGAUUUCUCAAGUGAUCCAUGUGAGACAUUGCUUCUGCUGUAUGAGUUUGAAGUUAAAGCCAAAAUGAAUGAUCCAUUACUGGAGAGCUUCCUGGAAUCAGUGUGGGAACUGCCUCAUUUAGAAAGUAAAACAUUGGAAACAAUUGCAUCAUUAGCGAUGGAAAUGCCUGCACAUUAUCCUUCUAUUGCUCUAAAGGCCUUGAAAAAGGCUUUAUUGCUCCACAAAAAUAAAGAGUCCAUUGAUGUUUUGAAAUACAGCAAAUGUAUGCACAGCUUGCUUAACCUCUUAGUGCCAGAUGGGACACUGAGUGCCGAGCUCUGUCCCCUGGAAGAAGUUUGGGGCUAUUUUGAAGAUGCUCUGAACCUUAUUAGCCACACCGAAGGCUACCCAGAACUUGAGAUUCUCUGGCUGAUGGUCAAGUCUUGGAAUACUGGAAUAUUUAUGUACCUCAGGAAAAAGUAUGUAUCUGCUGAAAAAUGGUGUGGCCUGGCACUGCGUUUCCUUAAUCAACUUGGCACCCUCAGGAGAAACUAUGAAACUCAGAUGAAUGUUCUGUACAGUGAGCUUGUGGAAGCAGUAAACAAAAACAAGGGCUCACUUUUUAAUGAAGAGUGAGAACUGCUGGAACAAGGCAUAUAAAGCAGGCAAGCUGACAGCAACUUGAAGAUGUGUGGUCCUGAGAUGUUAAAUAUUUAAAUUCUUUCCAAACUUGCUCUUAAGCUUUUGUUUCUGUUUUUCCUGGCUUGUUUUCAUGUUGUUAAAUGAAAUUGUUUAAAAUAAAACUUUUACUGCUGUGACUGGCUCAUUUCUAGUGGACAAAUUAUUUUUCCAGUGUGCUAAGGAAUAUGUAUAUUGAAAUAGCCCAUGUGGAAGCAAGGUGAUUCAUGCCCCAGGUGAACAAAAGGGGAUGUUCAUCCUGGUCCAACACAGGUUGCAUUUUAUUCGAGAAGUGCUCCAAUUCCCAAUACCUGAAGACAACAGAAAACCCAUAGACUCAUCAUCAGGAGGACCUUAGUGGUCUUUGGGUCUGGCAUUAAGCAGAUUCAAGAAAUCUAUGACAUCCUUGAAACUUGGCUGUCCAAUCUCUAUCAGAACAUAUACUAUGAAGGAGUUCCCUGGUGGUCUAGUGGUCUGGACUCAGUGCUUUCACUGCUACAGCCCAUGUUCAAUAGCUGGCCUGAGAACUGAGAUCCCACAUCAAGCCACUGCACACAAUGGCCAAAAAAAAUUUUAAGUAAGUUCUUAUGCCAUUUGCAGCAACAUGGAUGGAA